Messenger RNA from Phycomyces blakesleeanus NRRL 1555(-), 960 nucleotides. RefSeq lists its product as hypothetical. Gene Ontology annotation, molecular function: signaling receptor binding. Bases 1 to 960 code for a protein of 319 amino acids. Gene Ontology annotation, cellular component: peroxisomal importomer complex; peroxisomal membrane. The transcript is spliced from 3 exons. Gene Ontology annotation, biological process: protein import into peroxisome matrix, docking. The record is from RefSeq and is a predicted model, not a curated record. NCBI's taxonomy places the organism in Eukaryota, Fungi, Mucoromycota, Mucoromycetes, Mucorales, Phycomycetaceae.
AUGCGUGAGGAUCUCAUCACUUCGGCAAUCUCGUUUUUGUCAGACCCCAAAGUCCAGUCUGCCCCACUUGCAAAAAAAGUGUCAUUUCUGGAAUCCAAGGGAAUGACCUCUGAAGAAAUAGAAGAGGCCAUGGCACGGUCUAGUGGAAAGGUAGCCACUUCUUCGGUACCUUCUUCUGUCGGUAUUCCUCAGGGUCCAGGAAUGCAUGUUAGUGGUCCAAUGGUAAUGCAGCCACCUCCUGUACCUCAGAGACCUUCUUAUGAUUGGAGAGACAUAUUUAUUGCUGCAGUAUUGGCAGGUGGUGUUGGAUAUGGUGUCUGGACAUUGGCCAAGCGACUUUUUGGCCCUUGGUUUAAAGUUCCCACACAAAAAGAACUCGAGGAAGACAAGGAGAAACUAGAUGCCCAGUUCCAAGCAGUAGAGGACUCUCUAAAGGAUAUCAAAGAACAGACAAACGAUGCUCUGGAUACCGUUUCAUCACAAUCCAAGAAAGUAGAUGAAAGUAUAGUCAGUCUUGAGGGUGUCUUGAGAGACCUUAAGCAAGGUGAUCUCUCGCGAGAAGAAGAAUUCAAGACUAUCAAGGGUGAUGUUGAGGCAUUAAAAGAGCUUGUACCAAAGAUGCUGGAUCGUAAUAAGGAGUCUCAGGGACUCAUUCUCAACGAUCUCCAGACUGAGAUCAAGUCUUUAAAGUCCCUUUUGCUCAGUCGUCGUCCCACCAACGGAGCUUCAUCGUUGCUUGAACAGGGAUCAAGCACACCUGUAUCUCCAGUACACACAUCUACUUCAGCCAUUGACACCACUCCUGUUGGCCUCUCUCCUCGCCUCUCAGCUGCCUUCAGUUCAAGUCCCCGUGCUGGAAUUCCUUCCUGGCAGAUUGCAGCAGCAGCAAAGUCAACCUCAGCUGCAGAUCCCAAGCCUACCAUUGCAACUGCUGAAAAUGCCACUUCUACCGAGAACUAA